GUUCGAGAGCACCAUCGAAAAUUGAGGAAGGAGGCUAAAAAACGGGGUAACAAGAAGCCUAGGAAAGACCCAGGAGUUCCAAACAGUGCUCCCUUUAAGGAGGCUCUUCUUCGGGAAGCGGAGCUGAGGAAACAGCGGCUUGAAGAACUAAAACAGCAGCAGAAACUUGAGAGGCAGAAGGAGCAAGAAAAGAAAAGAAAACUUGAAACUAACCCUGGUGUUAAGCCAUCUAAUGUGGGUCCUGUGGAGGAGGAAUUUGCGCAACACAACUCUAAGAAGAAAACCAAGUCGGGCAAACAGAAUAUAAAGAAGUUAUAUUGUCAGGAACUUAAAAAGGUGAUUGAAGCCUCAGAUGUUGUACUAGAGGUGUUGGAUGCUAGAGAUCCCCUUGGUUGCAGGUGUCCUCAGGUAGAAGCCAUUGUUCAGAGUGGACAGAAAAAGCUGGUACUUGUAUUAAAUAAGUCAGAUCUGGUACCAAAGGAGAAUUUGGAGAGCUGGCUAAAUUAUUUGAAGAAAGAAUUGCCAACAGUGGUGUUCAGAGCCUCAACAAACCUGAAGGACAAAGGGAAGAUAAGCAAGGUAAAGAAGAAAGCUGCUCCAUUCAAAAAUGAAGUCUGCUUUGGGAAAGAGAGCCUUUGGAAACUUCUUGGAGGUCUUCAGGAGACUUAUGGCAAAGCUAUUCGGGUUGGAGUAAUUGGUUUCCCAAAUGUGGGGAAAAGCAGCAUCAUCAAUAGCUUAAAACAAGAACGGAUAUGUAAUGUCGGUGUAUCCAUGGGGCUUACAAGGAGCAUGCAGGUUGUUCCCUUGGACAAACAGAUCACAAUCAUAGAUAGUCCUGGCUUCAUCGUGUCUCCACUUAACUCUUCCACUGCACUUGCUCUACGAAGUCCGGCAAGUAUUGAAGUAGUAAAACCAGUGGAGGCUGCGAGUGCCAUCUUGUCCCAGGCUGAUGCUAGACAGAUAGUACUGAAGUAUACUGUCCCAGAUUAUAAGAAUUCCCUGGAAUUUUUUACUAUGCUCGCUCAGAGAAGAGGUCUGCACCAAAAAGGUGGAAGCCCAAAUGUUGAAGGUGCUGCCAAACUGUUGUGGUCUGAGUGGACAGGUGCCUCCUUAGGUUACUAUUGCCAUCCUCCUACAUCCUGGACUCCUUCUCCACAUUUUAAUGAGAGCAUUGUGGCAGACAUGAAAGGGGGCUUCAAUCUGGAAGAACUGGAAAAGAAUAAUGCACACUGCAUGCAAGCCAUCAGGGGCCCUCGUUUAGCCAACAGCAUCCUUUUCCACUCUUCGGGCCUGACAAACGGAAUCAUAGAGGAAAAGGACAUACCUGAAGAAUUGCCAAAACAGAAAGAGAGGAAGCAGCUGGAGGAUGAUGAAGUUGUGGACAGUGACCAGGAAAGUAUUGACGGGGAAAACGUUGAUGAAAAGAGCUCAGACAUGUCCCCUGCAGAAGAGACAUGGGAGGCACUGCCUGAGGAGUCUACAGCAGGUGAACAGUCUGUAGGCUCUUUUACCUUGGAUAAAACAACUGAAGAGGAUGAUGCUUAUGAUUUCAGUACAGAUUACGUAUAACAGAAUCUUGUCCUUUUAUAAGGAGUUUUCUUCACAUUUUAAACAGACUUUAUAAUGUGCCAGUAUGACAUGAGCUGUGUAAAUUUUGUGGAUAUGUAUCUCAAUAUAUUCAUUAAAACAAUCAGACAAUUCA
This is a messenger RNA of Galeopterus variegatus (Sunda flying lemur), 1702 nucleotides long. It is a transcript of the gene GNL3, whose product is annotated as guanine nucleotide binding protein-like 3 (nucleolar). The record is from RefSeq and is a predicted model, not a curated record. The transcript is spliced from 13 exons. Gene Ontology annotation, cellular component: nucleolus. The annotation marks the transcript as partial. NCBI's taxonomy places the organism in Eukaryota, Metazoa, Chordata, Mammalia, Dermoptera, Cynocephalidae. Gene Ontology annotation, molecular function: GTP binding.